Molecule: messenger RNA, 1084 nt
Organism: Eupeodes corollae
Lineage: Eukaryota; Metazoa; Arthropoda; Insecta; Diptera; Syrphidae
Product: calcyphosin-like protein
Exons: 7
Coding region: 153-932 (259 amino acids)
Molecular function (GO): calcium ion binding
Source: RefSeq, a predicted model, not a curated record
GUCAAGCUUUCCUCAGUCUGGCGAAUUUUCAGAAGUCCGCAGUCCGCUAACGAUCAUACACCAGUUAACAUCUAUCUACCAUUGAAUAAAGUGGAUUUAUUUUUAACUUGAAUUAGUUAAUUUGUGUUGCGAGUAAAUCAAGGAAAUUAAUCAUGGCUGAUGAUUGGGCGCAUAAAACAUAUUGGCGAUCAUCUAGCUUCAAUAUGCUUACGAUAUCUGUAGCUUUACUUACGUUCAUUGUGAUUGUCAAUCUUAAUAAAGUGGCUGCAGCAUCGACUAAAGGACAAUCAUCUGCAGCAAACGAUUUCUUAGCCUUGGAGAAUUCUCUUAUCAACCAGUCCCAACAGAUCCUAUCGACCAACAAUGCCAAGGAUCCAAUUGAAAAGUUGAGACUUCUUUGUUUUAGCCGCGGUGCAACUGGAAUCAUCGGAUUAGGAAGGACUUUCAGGAACAUGGACGAUGAUGGAAGCAAAGCCCUCAAUUUGGAGGAGUUUAUCAGAGGCAUUCACGAGACCGGUCUGGAUGUUACUGAUGCUGAGAUAAAGCAAAUGUUCUCAAAGUUCGACACAGACGGUAGUGGAUCCAUCAACAUGACCGAAUUCUUGGUAAAACUGAGGCCAGCCAUGUCACAAAGCCGUUUGGACGUUAUUGACAAGGCGUUUGCUAAGAUGGAUAAGACCGGUGAUGGUGUGAUCACAGUUGCUGACUUGAAGAAUGUCUACUCGGUGAAGGAACAUCCAAAAUACCAAAGCGGUGAGAUGACAGAAGAUCAGAUUUUAAACAAAUUCCUUGAGAAUUUCGAGGGACCACAAGGCAACAAGGAUGGAACUGUUACCAAGGAGGAGUAUGUGAACUAUUAUUCGACAAUUAGUGCCUCAAUUGACAAUGAUGAAUAUUUUGAUCUUAUGAUGCGUCAAGCAUACAAAUUAUAAGUUUUGUUUAAAUAAGAGAAAUGUUUUAUCGUAUUAUUUUCUUGUAUCUAAAUGUAGGCUAAACAUUUUGAAAUUUAUAAAUAUUUUGUAAGUGAAGUUGUACUUUUCGAUUCCAAUAUUUUUCCAUUCACAAUAAAGAUUUCCAUUUCAAA